CAAGCGGCAAGAACAGACAGGAAUAUCUCCAGUUCAUCACUUGCUGGGGACCUGUCUGAGCUGCAGGAAGGGGUCAUCGAGGUGCACCCAGGCAUAGACACAGACUCACAGAUUCUGGAUCAACUUUUAGACUUCGGCAAGCGAGUGAUCAAGGCCGAAGUGAAGGUCUUUGUGUGUCAGAAGGUAAUACACCCAGUGUUACAGCAAUACCUGAGGACUCACGGAAUCACUGUGAUAGAAAGACUGGGAAUCUCACUCAUGGAGCCACUUGCUCAGCUGACAGGUGCCAAGGCUAUUGCCACACUACAGACCACAAUCCCACCCGAGGCCUAUGGGAAGGUGAAGGAUCUCAGCAUCAAGGAGUUUGGAUCCAAGACCAUGUUGCAUUUACAGCCUGUUGGGGAGUCAGCAAUCUGCACCAUGAUCCUCUGCCACAGAAAUGAGACAAUGUUAAGCGAGCUCAAGGUGGUGUGCCAGAAGACAGAACACGUGUUGAGGCUCACCCUAAAGGAACCAUUCACCUUGCUGGGAGGCGGCUGUACUGAGACCCACCUUGCUGCUUAUGUCAGACACAAGAGCAAGAAGCAGCUUCCAGAGGUGGCGUCUCUGCUCGGCUGCUCUCAGGCGGAGUACCUUCUUGGUGUGGACAUCUUCUGCAAAUCGCUGGAGUCUGUCGCCAGAGCACUGGAGCAUGACGGCAGAGUUUCUUCUAUCGAUCUGACUCAUGCUCACCACUGGAUUCUCCCUGCAGAUGUGACGGAGGAAUGUUUGGAGGAGAGCUCGGACUCGUGUGGCUGUGGGCUGGUGAGGAGUAACUCAAACAGGAAGUGGACUCAUCUAAACACGGAAUAUUCAGACUUCUGUCCUGCACCGCUGUUGAGAGACGCUCCUGUGCAGCCGUGUGUGCUGGACUCUUUCACAGCUAAACUCAAUGCAUUACAUGUUGCUGUAGAAACCGCUAAUAUUGCACUGGAUGUCAGAUAUAUAAUUCAAGAUGUGAACUAGCUGUAGGAUCAAGAUAAUCCAAAUGAGGACCAAAGUC
Molecule: messenger RNA, 1042 nt
Organism: Salarias fasciatus (jewelled blenny)
Lineage: Eukaryota; Metazoa; Chordata; Actinopteri; Blenniiformes; Blenniidae
Gene: mkks
Product: MKKS centrosomal shuttling protein
Exons: 5
Coding region: 259-1005 (248 amino acids)
Biological process (GO): chaperone-mediated protein complex assembly; protein folding; intracellular transport
Cellular component (GO): cytoplasm; kinociliary basal body; nucleus
Molecular function (GO): ATP binding
Source: RefSeq, a predicted model, not a curated record